Messenger RNA from Nylanderia fulva, 1291 nucleotides. It is a transcript of the gene HSPBAP1, whose product is annotated as HSPB1 associated protein 1. Lineage: Eukaryota; Metazoa; Arthropoda; Insecta; Hymenoptera; Formicidae. The record is from RefSeq and is a predicted model, not a curated record.
GACUAUAAAAAGGUGAUUAAACUUAAGAUUUAUAUUUUAUAUCGUAUUAAUUAAAUAUGGAUGAUCACUCAUCACCAGCGAUAGAAAUUCUGAAAUGUGCUCUACCAAAACUUCAAAAACCUGUAUUGUUCCGGAAUAUGUUGCGAAACUCCGAUGGUUCAUAUGAAUGGAAAUUACUCAGAUGGAGUUUUUCAGAUCUCGUUGAAAAAUUCGGAGACCAAAAAUUACCAUUCCGAACUGGCGAUUAUAAUAAGUCUUCGUAUACUCUUCAGCAUCAUCAUCAACGCAUAAGUUCUAUAAAAUUUUGUGAACUGACACUGCAAGAGUUUUUUAUGGCAACAGGUGAUAUGACAGAAGAAGGAUAUGAUAAAUGGCUUUAUUGUGAUUACAAACACAUGACAGAGUUUAAAGACAAGCCAGAAAUUAUUGAGUCUUUUAAUUGGCUCAAAUUUGGAGUUGAUAAAGAAUUUGGGAAAAAUGGAUUGCGUUCUACUAUUUGGAUCGGAAGCAAAGGUGCUCAUACAGAUUGCCAUUGGGAUACAUAUGGUUACAAUUUGGUGGCACAAAUACAUGGCAGGAAGCUAUGGUUGCUUUAUCCACCGAGUGAUUCUCUGAUACCAGUUAGGAUUCCUUAUGAAGAAUCAACUGUAUAUAGUAAAUUUAAUUUUUAUUCUUUGACUAUGGCAGAAAAAGAUCUUUUACUCAAAAUCGCACAUAAGCCAAAAUUAAUAAUCCUUGAGCCUGGAGAUGUUCUAUUUGUGCCUAAUGGCUGGUGGCAUUAUGUGGAAUCUUUGGAUAAUAUUAAUGUGAGCGUCAAUAUAUGGGGAAAAUUAAAAACUGACAAUAGAGCACGAGUCGAGGAAGCUCUUGUUAAAUUAAUAGUAGCCAGGAUGAGAAACUAUAAGCAGUUAAAAAAUAAAAUUGAAUAUGUUGUUACUGAAUGCAAGAAUGCAAUACAAGAAGAGGCAGAGGGAAAAAAUGAGAAGACGGAAUUAUCUCUAGAAACAUCUUCAAAAAGAUUCAAACCUACUAUAUGGACUGCAGAAGAUUUAGCUGAUCAGUAUCCUAAUUACAUUGAAGUGUUACGUGAUGCAGAAGAACAUGAGUUUAAAGAAUUCAUUGAAGAAAGACUAAAAAAGGAUAAACAAAAUAUUCAUCGGACGAAGAAACUACAUCCAAUGAUUAUAUAUCCAAUCAGCAUGAUUCAUUUUUAGAAUCUCUUACUAAUGCCUUAUGUCAUCCAGAUGUUAUCAGUAAAGCAACACAAGUAUUAUUAGAAAGAUAUUGAAUA